AUAUACCAAAGUGUAUCAAAAUAUAAUUACUAUGUAUAUACAACUAUAAUUUGGUACACUUUGAUAUAUGUAUCAAACGAUUGCCAAAAAUCGGCCUACAGACAUUAUUAUAGUUCAGUUAUUGAUAUAUUAACUGUUACAGAUUAAUAUCGUGCGUAAUAAUAAUCUUACUUUCGUAGAGAAUGUUUUUCUGUGUAUGAAUUGUAUUGCAAAAUGUUCAAUAAUAAUUCUCGUCAAAGAAUAACAUUAUUGAUAGAAAGUAAUUCAAGUUACAAACAAACAUCGAUGUGCAAUAAUCGAUUUCUUGACUAAAAAAAUCGAAUCGAUAAACGAUCGAUAAUCGAUGCAACAUCUCUCCCGCUCUUGUCUAAAUUUAAACGCACUCUCUUUUCUAAUGCGGAGCGGUAUGCAAUAUGGCGCUACACGCGACAUUACCAUCUGCACAAACUGUGGUCGGAUUACAGAAUGUUGCAUCUUGCAGUGGGAUUUGUUCUGAUAUUUCGACAGAUAUGUACGUUGCACGGUUCUCGCGGACAAGUAUGACAUUUUUGUUCUGAAUAGACACGCCACGUCCGUGAGUGUUACGAUUGUUCUUAACAAAUAGAGUCGAAUAAAGAACGACUCUAACCUCUUGCGUUCCGCAUUUGUAUUAAAAAAAAUUUGCAUUUGAAUAUGUUUAUGCAUAUAGAUGAUUGUCGAGUGCUAUCAAGUGGCAGAUAAAUAAAAAUUGAGUGUAUUUUUUUGUCACAUUCUGUUGUGCACGGUUUUUUGUGUAACUUAUUUGGUGUCAACUUUAACCCCAACCAAAAGUACUCUCUUUUUCUGGUACACGUGUUUGUUAUAUCGUCCACGUGAGAACUGGAAACCCGACAAAUAAACAGAAUUCUUUGUAUUGAAAUGACCCUUAUUUUUUUGUCAAAACUUAAACGCAAUAAAUGAAUACUUCUGAAGAAUCACUUAAUGAUCCUGACUAUGUCUCUGCAACCUCCAAUGAUCAAAUUCAACAAAAGAUUUAUGAAGAAACUGCAAGAAAAGCUACAGCACAAAAAAUUACUGCAAUAGUGGACAGGGAAUUUUCAAAGGAGAUCGAGGCAAAAGAGAAAGAAAUUUUGGAGAUAGAAAAAAGAUUGCACAAAGCUUUGAAGAUUUUUCAUCUCUUACGCUAUGUCAUAAUAACAAAUUUUUACAAUCGUAAACAGUGUCAAGCUCCCGAAGCCGCGGAGACCAAAAAGCAAACGAGAAUUCAUCCUGCGAUCAAAUCAGUAAUUGGGAAACGUCCCAAGGUUGAUCAGUACACAGAUCAUGCUGUACCUUCAACGUCCACAGAUCCCCGAUUUUUAUGCGAUGCCGCGCCUUUUGCAUCAAACACAGUUAAAUCUGAAGAAAGUGCGAGCAAAUGCAACACAUCGGAAGAAAGAAAGCGAAAAUUGGAGGAUGAAGAAUUACAGCCUCGUAAGAUACCCCGUUACGUGCCGCCAAAGAGCAGCGUACCCGAGAAAACGUGUCCGUCGCGUAGCAACAGCCAAAAGGUUUGCAAGCGCGUCGUUGUCGGCAACAUGUCUAAGUGGAUUCCACUUGAUUGGCGAGAGGACAACUUUAGUCAUAAGUGGACGAUGUACGUGCGCGGCGAAAAAGACGACGGUGCCGACAUCAGCUCCUUCGUCAGUAAGGUGAGAUUUUUCCUGCAUCCGAGUUAUCAUCCGAACGACAUUGUCGAGGUCACGUCGUAUCCGUUUUACCUGUGCAGACGAGGAUGGGGCGAGUUUCCGCUCAGAGUGCAGUUGCAUUUUAAAAAUACUCGAAACAAACCUAUGGACAUAAUUCACAAUUUAAAACUCGACCAAACCUGUACGGGGCUGCAAACAUUAGGCUCGGAAACUCUGGUCGAUGUGUGGAUUUACACAGGAGAGUCCCGUAACGUGGAACAGAACAACGGCGAUAAGUUUAUUAAUCAUUCCGUUGAUGAAGCGUCUGUGAAAGUUCAACUUGACACUGAGAAUAAUAGUUUGUCAGAGUUUAUUCCUGAAGGUCAAAAGAACUCCGCAGAUAAGUCGUGGCUUUCUGCGAAUUCUACGGAAGUAAUUCAGAUAAAGAAAGAAAUGACCGAUUUGGAAGUAAACGAAUCAUCCAAUUUAUUAUUGGAUGUAGUUCAGAAAUCAGAAAAUAAAAGUAUAAAAGUCGAAUCUGAUGAUAUGAGUGCGGACGAUAUAAAUGACUCAAAUCAAGAUGAAACACGUUGCUUUGUAGACCAUGACCACAGUUACUUUAGCAGACAGUGUCCCAACUCUCACAAUCGCGUCGUAAAAGAAGAAAACAUAACUAUAAACCAUGUUGUAAACGGCGAAUGUGUACCUUCGACUAAUUUAUCAGCAAAUGAUAGCGAUGAGAAGAAACCUAACAGGUUUAACGGUAUUAUUGAGUCUUCCAAUACCUGCCAGUAUUUGGCGUCUUCAAACACAGCGGAAAAUGAUUUGUUCACGGCAUCGAUAUUCCAAGACAACAAUGUUCAAGAUAAUUUAUUUAAUGCGUCUUCGCAAGAUAAAAACUCAGAGAAUAGUUUAACUUCCGAAAGUCUCUCUAAAGACACAUCGAUGACAAGUAACGGCUACUGCAAACCGUCCGACGCUUCCCUCAAUCAGUUGAAUAAUCCGCAGAAAGCAACGAGUUCCUCCAGUUCCUGCAGUUUGCAUUUAAAGCCUCUGAAAAUCUCCAUACCUUCUAAUGUGUUUAUAUCGACUACCAAUAAACGUAUAGUUUUGGUGCAGGACAAGUCGAUACUAGUGAAAUCAGGUGAUAACUCGAAAAAACUCGACGGCAAUAUGAAAAUUUCGAGAGACAGCAAUGUCGCAAAGCUGAAUAUUCGUGUUCCUCAAGGUGUGAGUAUUUUGAAGAAAAGCGCUAUAGUUAACGCACCGCAGAAGACGAAUGAGAAGAUGAUCACACUGAAGGGCACCAACAGCGUUCUGUUGAGCGCCAAUGAGAACAUUCCGAUUCUGAAGAUAGCGGAUUCGCUCGAUCCGCGCCACAAUUACGAGAUCGCGACGAAUGUCGUUUCGUCGAACAAACAAGAAUUUGCGUUCUACGCGAGACCUGAAGAGAAGAUGACAACUCAGCGACCAAAAAUUACAUUAGGAAAAGACAAGCACAAGAUCCAGAGUAAGAAGGAGCUGUACGUGGCGAUACUGCGCUCGAUUGACUCCGCGAACAUCACCGACACGGAGGGAUUGAUACGAUUUAUCAUUCGUCGACUGCCAAUCGUCACGGAAAAUGCACGCGAUCCCGAAUACAAGCAGAUCCAUCCCUACGCGUGUCGCAGCGAGGACGAGUACUUGGCGCACAACAUCGGCAAGCAACGAGCUCUUGAAUGGUGUCGCGCGAAAAUGAUCAAGUAUUUCUUGCAUAAGAAGCAGAGCCCAGCCGAUCAAGUGUGGAGCGUCAAAGAGAUCGUGAUUUGGGCGAGAGUUCACGGCUACACGCCGAGUAAGAAUGGCGCGCCGAUUGCAACAAACGGCUCGAAGAAAACACCGAGCGUCACGAUGUCCACUGCAAUCCCGUUCACGUGCACGGAACCGGUCGCGUUGCAAAAGUGGUUACAGACCUGUCAGCAGUCAUCUAGUCAUCAGUCAUCGACGAACGUCGAUGUCGAGAAGAUCGACGUUGAAACUGUCGAGGAUAAUUCAAUUAAUCAGAGGAGAAACAACAGUAAUCAGAUCAACAACCGUGGCGCACUGAUACCGCUUGAACUUGAACGGAGUUCGCUACCGUUCCAUAAGUUCGUGUGCGAUACCGCACGAGAUAUCGGAAUCAAAAUCGGGCCGGAAGAGAUCGUUCCCGGCGUUUUGUACUGCGCAGCAGGUCGUAUGAUAAUGCGGGUUGUCGAAUGUUUCGUGGAGGACCUGACUAGAUCGUCGUUUGCAAAAUCUUUGGAAAGAAACAACGAAGAUCGGAGUUCUGUGACUAUUACGCCGAACGAUGUGCGUAACGCGCUCGCAAAUCGAGAAGAAUUCGACAUACUCACGAACGAUAGUUUGGGCUCAAGGCAACAAUUGAGUGUGACGGAAUUGGCUAAUCAAUUGUGACGACGGGGAAGAACAUUAGGAACAAACUAAACGCGCAAGCUUACAACAUAAUUUUAACUCGUUUCAGUUCCCGCCAAUUGGAUUCUUAUGACGACAUUUAGUGAAAUGAUUCCUGGAACGAGUUCCGAAGAGACGCUUGACAUGAUUAGAAAUUCAUCAUACAUUGCAGAAUUCUAAUAAUAUAUACGUGUGUAUAUAUACACAUAUAUAUAUAUUAAUAAAAACAUAUGUGUACUAAUAUAUGUUACUCAGGACUUUCAUAAUUGAUUUGGAAGUGUGAAACAAGCCGAUUACAUACAGAUCUCUACGUACAUUCGUAUCUUUUAUAUUCUCCGUAAGACGUGCAAGCGAAUAAAUUGUUUAAU
Pseudomyrmex gracilis is the source of this 4444-nucleotide messenger RNA. RefSeq lists its product as uncharacterized. The record is from RefSeq and is a predicted model, not a curated record. Gene Ontology annotation, cellular component: NuA4 histone acetyltransferase complex. Lineage: Eukaryota; Metazoa; Arthropoda; Insecta; Hymenoptera; Formicidae. The transcript has 4 exons. Gene Ontology annotation, biological process: chromatin remodeling; regulation of transcription by RNA polymerase II. Bases 936 to 4079 code for a protein of 1047 amino acids. Gene Ontology annotation, molecular function: histone binding.